CUCUCUAACUCAUCAUCAUACCGUACAUCCCUGAUUCAAAAUCAAAGAUCAGAUCUUAUCAAUAGUUCAACCAGUUAAAUCAAUCACACAUCCGUCAUAAAGUAGCCCGUUCCUCACCUGAUCCCUGCAAAAGUAGAAGCCUCCCGCGCCAUUUUGAUUUUCCAAAAAUCUAACAAAAAUAAAAAAAUAAAAUACAAAUCCGAUUUUUCUCACAAAACAAGCGAGAGAGAGAGAGAGGGGCCGAAGAGACUCAAGAGCCACGGAACGAGAGAGUGAGAGUCGAUGAAGAGGAAUACCCUAACAAAGAGAAGCUACAGGAAGAGUAAUAGGAGGAGGGAGGGUAGCAGCACCGCCAAAAUGAAGCGCCCGUUAGUAAGUCACCUGCAGCAAGGCCAGCACCACCAAAUCCAAUCAUCCUCUUCCACCUCAGCAGCAUCAUCGUCUCGAUUCCAGAACCUUUUGGACUCCGAACUAACCGAUCCUCAGCUGGCUGCCGAGGAUGUUGAUGAAAGAGAUUUCAUCCUCAGUCAGGAUUUCUUCUGCACUCCAGAUUAUAUCACACCAGACAAUCAAAAUCUACUUUGCAGUUCUGAUUGCAACAAGGAAAACAUUCAGUGCCCCAAAUCACCGGAGAAAGUGAACACUGCCAAAAUAAAAAAGCUUCGACAGGUUCAUCCUUUCAGCCCUACAUUGUCGGACCAGCAACAAAUUGUGGAUAUUGGGAAAGAUAACAUCAAUUCAGAGGAAAUGAUGAUUGAGAAAACAUCAACUGCUGAAUUAAAGAAGCCUCAAAAUUAUGUAUCACAAUCUGCUGUUUAUCUACGCUGUCGGGUCAUGCCCCCUCCUUGCAUCAAGAACCCAUAUUUAAUGGAUGCUUCAGAAGUGGGUAUAGAUCCAUUUGGCAAUCAGAGAUCAAAAUGCGCAGAAUUUUUUCCUGCAUUUGUCCACGGAGAUGGCCUAUCACGCUAUCACAUAGAUUUUCACGAGAUCCAGCAAAUUGGAACUGGGAACUUCAGUUGUGCUUUCAAAGUUCUGAAAAGAAUCGAUGGUUGCUUGUAUGCGGUGAAGCAUAGCACAAGGCAGUUGCAUCAGGACACAGAAAGGAGGAAAGCAUUGAUGGAGGUUCAAGCUCUAGCAGCUUUAGGAUGUCAUGAGAACAUUGUUGGAUACUACUCUUCUUGGUUUGAAAAUGAGCAACUCUACAUUCAGAUGGAACUCUGUGAUUGCAGCUUAUCUGUCAAUAGAUCUUCCAAAUCCUUAACAGAGGGAGAAGCACUGCAAGUCUUGUUUCAGAUUGCAAAGGCAUUGCAGUUUAUUCAUGAGAGAGGAAUAGCUCACCUGGAUGUGAAACCUGAUAAUAUUUAUGUCAAGAAUGGAGUUUAUAAGCUUGGUGAUUUUGGAUGUGCAACUCUUCUUGACCAGAGUCUACCAGUUGAAGAGGGUGAUGCACGUUAUAUGCCUCAAGAGAUCCUGAACGAGAACUACAAUUAUCUUGACAAAGUUCACAUCUUUUCCUUGGGAGCAGCUAUUUAUGAACUUAUUAGGGGGUCAAAUUUGCCACAAUCAGGAUACCAGUUUAUGAACCUUAGGGAGGGAAAACUGCCCCUUCUUCCUGGUCAUUCGUUGCAACUACAAAACUUACUAAAGGUCAUGGUCGAUCCUGAUCCCAUCCGGAGGCCUUCUGCUAAGGAAUUAGUGGAAAAUCCAAUAUUUGAUAAGUUUCAGAGAAAUCUUAAAUCCCAAGCAAAAGCUUAACUGGAUUUUGACAGGGACAGUUUUGUAUGUGGCUGCAAAUGAUCAGUUACCCUACCAAGAGGCCCAGUUAGAUUAUGAAUGGCCAAUUUUGUGAAAAACAGUCCCUUUUGUAGUACAGACUCCAAAAUUUCUCCCCUGCUGGGUGAAUUAUGAGGUAUGUACUGCACUCAUCAAAUGCUGCGUUUUGAAUUUAAGGUAUGCAAUUGUAAUGAAAAUGCCCAUUUAAGGUA
Messenger RNA from Populus euphratica (Euphrates poplar), 1985 nucleotides. RefSeq names its product wee1-like protein kinase. The transcript has 10 exons. The coding region runs from base 283 to 1755 and encodes 490 amino acids. Gene Ontology annotation, biological process: protein phosphorylation. Gene Ontology annotation, cellular component: cytoplasm; nucleus. The record is from RefSeq and is a predicted model, not a curated record. NCBI's taxonomy places the organism in Eukaryota, Viridiplantae, Streptophyta, Magnoliopsida, Malpighiales, Salicaceae. Gene Ontology annotation, molecular function: protein tyrosine kinase activity; ATP binding.